Molecule: messenger RNA, 1701 nt
Organism: Rotaria sp. Silwood1
Lineage: Eukaryota; Metazoa; Rotifera; Eurotatoria; Philodinida; Philodinidae
Source: the annotation of a GenBank genome assembly
AUGUCACUAAAUGACAUGAAAAUGAAAACUGGUCAAGUUGAAUACUAUUUAUAUCAAGGUGACACCACGAAUGCAUUAAAAGUACUUGGUGAAAUAAUUCAAGAAUUGAUGUCCAAAAAGGAUUAUGUUGUUGAUAAACAGUUGAAAGAUAUGUUAGUAAUGAGUUGUAUUAAACGUAUCAAUAUUAAUUUUAAAGAAAAAAAAAUAUCCCGGUAAGAGAAAAUCUUUUUUUUAAAGACAGUAUACAUUCUAAAAAAAUUGUUUAACUGCUGAACCUUUUUAAGUUCUUCCUACCGAAGUUAAAAAAGUUCGGUAGCUUAACAAUUAUUUUUAGAAUGUAUAGUCCCGAAUAAAUACACUUAUUUAAAAUAAGUUUAUUAUAUAAAUUUGUCCUUUAGAAAUUUAUUAUUCUAAAUGUAGAAUUAAUUCGAAUUUUUCAUAAAUUAUGAUUUGUUUUUGUUUUAGAUGUCAUCACAGAUAUCAAGAUAUUGAAUUCGAUAAAAUAUGAUAUUUAUACAGAUCAAAGUACUUUAUUAAUGUAUCUGUAAGAGAAAUUCUAUUUCAUUUUUCUUUAAGUUGUUUUUCAAUUUUGUUUUUAGUGAAUCAAUAGCUAGUCUAUGUAAAGAAAAACUGAUUAGGUAGACAAAUGUCGAAAACAAAAUAUCGACAAGUAAAAAUGUCGACAGCAAAACGUCGACAAAAAAAUGUCUAUAGAUAAAAUGCCGACGUACAAAAAUAUGUCGAAAAUUCUAUCAUGAUAUAGGAAAAUCGCGUAGCAUAUGCUGUCAUCUUUUUUUUUCUGUUGGUGCAUUUUUUUUAUGCGUGUUGGCCUGGACAUAACUAAAUACGAAUUUUUUCGCAUUUAUAGUGAAAUGUGCUUAACGAAAUAUUCUUUUCUUCUCGUUCUUUAGUAAUCUAUUUGUACAGUAUAGACGAGAACGUUCUAGAUGAUUUACCUUGUUUCUUUUUCGUUCGAGGUAAUUCUCGCCCUUCUCUCAUAUAUAAACACUCGUCAUUUGUGCACUUAACAUCGUGGUAGUGUAUUCAACACAUUCUAUCUUUUUCAUUUCGUUCUAGUAGCAUAUUUUUCUUGAUAUGUCAACUGUUCCUAGUCUUAGCUUUUCGACCAGCAACAAACGUAAACCGAUCUUAAUAUGUGAUGAAUUGUGUGUGAGUGCACUCUAAAAAAAAAAGGUUUCCUCGGAAACUGAUACCCCUUCGGAAACCUUUUCGCAAACCUUUUUAGGUUUCCGGAAGGGUUUCCGAACUUAUGUUGAGUUUCUGACAAUACCUUGAGGUUUCCGAGCAUCCGAAAACCAAUGGAUUUUGGAGAGAGCGGAUUCGGAAACCCUCAACCGUAUUCUCGGAAACCGCUUUUGCUUCGAAAACCUUUUCGGAUACCCAUUGCGUAUCCUCGCAUACCUUUGGGUUUUCGAUAUUUUUUUAUCGAAAACCCUUUUGGGUUUCCGGGCAUCGGAAACGGUCGAAGCGUUUUCUAGAAAUCUAGCAAGGUUUCCGAACAUAACUGGAAAACCCCUUAGGGUUUCCGAAUGUUGCGAAAACCUUUGAGUUUUCGAGAAAAAGUUUCGAAAACCCAUUAAGUAGUAUGCAAAACCCGAUUAGCAUUCCAAUAUGAUCUUUUUUAUUCUCAUGUUCUAUCGUGUGAUUUUCAGGUAAAGCGGUGCUCGAUAUGCAUGACAU